GGCGCCCAAGUAUGGACGUUUACGCGUGCAAUCGCUCUAUCUGUUUAACCAUUUUAGUAUGUAAAUACAUCGAAACUUUAAGACUUUAUGGAGAACAAUGGCUGGAAGAGGCAGAGGACGAGGAAGAAAUGUUUCCUUUAACGUGGAAGCGCUAGGUUUCGGCCGAGGGGAGGCGUUACCUGGUCCAAUUUUGCAACCUCCUCCUUUAUAUCCUCCAACAGACUUCAAGCCUGUACCACUACUACAGGGAGAAGAAUAUGAUUACAUGUUGGCCUUGAAACAGGAGUUCCGUGGAGUAAUGAAGAGAUCACAAUAUUAUCUUCAGACAUCCACAAACCGAAAGGACAUAGACAGAUACUCUGAUAAAUAUCAGCUACAUAAUGACUCAGAGGGUAAAUGGGAACCAGAUUGGAGAAGAUUCCCAGCAGAGUUGAAAAUAACCUGCAAGAAAACCAGGAAAGUUGGGUUAACAUUGAAACCUAAUAUACCCAAGAAGAAGCGAAAAGUAGACACUGGUGAUGUUCGUAAAACUCUGGAGGAAUUAGAGAAAAGAGAAGAAAAGGGAGAAGAAAGUGAGACAGAUGAAAAUGAAGAUGAAAACAAAAACGAGGGAGAUGAAGAUGUAGAAGAAGAGGUUUAUGAAGAAGAUGAGUUAGAAGAGGAAACUGAUUACCUCCUGUCCUAUUUCGACAAUGGUGAGGAUUACAAUGAUGGGGAUGAUGACGCUGAUGAGGGACCUGUGUACUGACGACCAGUGUUUACCUACUUCUACAAGUUUGGACUUCGACUGUGUGGAUUUUUUACGCAAUAAAAAAAUAACCAGUGUUAUCAACAUUAAUUCCAUCAUGUUGAUAAAAAUAGAAUUAUAUUUGAAAUGAAAUGAAAUUAAGGCACCAUUAAAGACAGUCUUUUAGGUAGAUAGUAAUUUAAUCCACUAAUACACAGCGGAAAUCUGUUAUUGGAUCUCAAUUUAUAUCCGUAGGAAUCUACUGAAAGACAAUACACUGACAAUGAUCAGGGUCGUAUUAUGUAUUUUUGAAUAUGUAGUACAUUGUAUGUGUAACAAAUGAGGUUGGUCAAGUUCAUUUGAAAAUUCCAGACAAGUGAUGAAAUCACAGAUGAGCUCUCAAAUGACAUUCCAGAUUAAAGUACAUGUUUAAUUUGAGCAUCUCAAGCAUCUCACAUCAAUAAGAAGUGUCUGAUUUCAUUGACAAAUCUCUGUAGUCUUCUGGUUUAUAAAUCCUGGUAUUUUAUACAUAUACUUAGGUUAGUAAAGCAUCCAUACACAUGACUUCAACAAGUUUUCUACUUAUCAUGGUACAGCGAAGGAUGCAUAACUCAUGGUGCUUGUAUCCGUGUAUAUAAAUUUGUUUAUGUCAUGUUAAUAGUACAAACCAACACAAGGUUAUAAGUAUUGUUGUGUCAUCAGCAGAUGUUUAUAAUGAUUUGAAUGAUAAAUUCUGUUUUCAAAAACUU
Molecule: messenger RNA, 1476 nt
Organism: Ylistrum balloti
Lineage: Eukaryota; Metazoa; Mollusca; Bivalvia; Pectinida; Pectinidae
Product: DNA-directed RNA polymerase III subunit RPC7-like
Exons: 5
Coding region: 98-748 (216 amino acids)
Biological process (GO): transcription by RNA polymerase III
Cellular component (GO): RNA polymerase III complex
Source: RefSeq, a predicted model, not a curated record